Molecule: messenger RNA, 1884 nt
Organism: Penicillium nucicola
Lineage: Eukaryota; Fungi; Ascomycota; Eurotiomycetes; Eurotiales; Aspergillaceae
Exons: 1
Coding region: 1-1884 (627 amino acids)
Cellular component (GO): TORC1 complex; fungal-type vacuole membrane
Source: RefSeq, a predicted model, not a curated record
AUGCCGAAUUCCAAUACCACCUCAUCCCCCGUCAAGCGCCCCGGUCUCGGCCGCCGUGCAGUAUCCUCUCAUGCAGUUGUCACGCGCGCCAACCCGAAUGACCUGUCGGAGUCUCACACGCAGAAGGCGCCCGUGCAUCAUAAGGCACACCGCGCCCAUGUCGUUGGCGGCCACCGCAAUCACCACCGAAACCCCUCCGUCGGUAAAAAUUUGGGAAAACUUCAGCGAUUUCAACUUCCUCAAGUAGCUCCCGAGACAACCGGCCGUCAUCAUCAGCGUAAGAAGUCUGCGCCCGCCACCCCGAUAGCGAGUCCCAAAGAAAGUGGACAUAUUCGUUGGGAUAAUGUUGUCGAUAACCCGCCCACCGCCCCUUCCAUGAAGAGAAACUACUCGACCCCUGCCUUGCGCCGGAAUAACUCGGCUGUCGGAAAGAAAGCGCUGGUUACCGAAAGACCACAUUCCAGUGCGGCAAAGAAGAAGACGGUCGGCUUCGAGUUGGGUGACGACGACGUCGAGGUCUCUGACGCUGAUUGGGAAGAUACCACUCAGUCGCCCGAAAGUACGCGGCGCAAUUCUGUCGUGCCAUCUAAUCAUAGUGCUGAUAACACCACUGUUCUUGUCGAUCCCCUUACAUUUGUGAAACGCCCCUACCCUCAGAUUGCUCGGGCGACCAGUCUCCCAGAAUCAAUCACAGGCAAGUUCGCUCGGGAACGCGCCGAAUUAGAAGAAAACCAGAUUCAGGAGGAAGACGAGGAUCAUCACGAAUCGGACGACGACUCUGAGAACUCCAGCCAGCACACUGAGCAAGGCGAUAUCGCAACUCGCCUGCUCAGCCCUUCGCAUUCUGCCAAAGCACCUCCUGCCAUGUCUUCAAUAUCGGCGAUGGUCAAGCCGGCGGUUCAGGAUCCUGCAUCUCGCAGCAGUGCAUCUCUCAACUUGGCCGCCGGCCAGGAAAGCGCUCGCCGUACCUUUUCUACCGCCAGUAUGGCCAGCAUUCCUGGCUCUCAUCCUAACGCUACCUCAUCCUCUAUGGAAGGAGGUGUCUCGCGAUUCAUUAUGAACAACAAGAACAGUAUCCAAGCAUCAUCUCGCACUGAUUCUGACCCAAACACCCCGUCUUCAUUCCUCCCCCACUAUCACCCACAAACUCCUCCUUCCCCUGGUCGCGCCCCCGGCAAAUCCACUGCUUCUCCUGCACGCCCUCGUGGCGCCGACCUACCUUCUCGCACGCAGCAGAAGCUCUGGCUUCAGCGCACGGCCACUCUCAAUAACUCUCCCCCUGAUAACCACGGAGUCCCUCCUUCGGUAGCCCCGUCCACGGUUGAUCCAACCUUCAACACAGUCAACACUACUCGCCCUGGCACUGUCACAUUUGACACCAGUCGUGGGCUGACCAGUGGCGGUCGAGCUGGAGGUGCGGGGCAUGACGGUGAAACUCGGCAUAUUCGCAAAGCGUAUGAGAAAACAUCCCUCGAACUUACGGUUGUGCGACGCUUCCAGUCUCCCACCGGAGAGAGUUUCGCCCGACUUCGUCAUGUUGUCCGAGCAGCAAAGCUUGCGCAGACUUCAGCACUUGGCAAGCCCGUCAGGUCAGCCCCGUCUUUGACUCUUCUCCAACAAAGCAAGCGUCCUCGUCGCCUCAGCUCAAGUCCUGCAUCCAAACCAGCAACUGGUACCGCAACCAAUGCGGAUGAUCCUGCGACUAAUAGUAACCCCGCCAAGCCUGCCAAGUCUAAUGAUCCUUCUGCUCGCAUUCUCUCUACUUCCGCGGAAGCCUCCCGGGAUCUCACGGGGGAUAACGAAGUCGAAGACUACCAGGUCAACGACACCGAAAUGAUGAUCCGCCGGAUCUGGGAGAGCCGAGAGGUAGCCACACACGGCUAA